This is a messenger RNA of Synchiropus splendidus (mandarinfish), 2063 nucleotides long. It is a transcript of the gene cnn2, whose product is annotated as calponin 2. Gene Ontology annotation, biological process: actomyosin structure organization. The transcript has 7 exons. Gene Ontology annotation, molecular function: actin binding. The coding region runs from base 173 to 1126 and encodes 317 amino acids. The record is from RefSeq and is a predicted model, not a curated record. Lineage: Eukaryota; Metazoa; Chordata; Actinopteri; Syngnathiformes; Callionymidae.
CAUCUUGACUCCAUCUGGUCUGCGUGGAAGAAACCGUGGGAGCGAUUUUAUUGGCGGCCGCUGAAGAGAAAGGAAGUAUUCAGUGCAGCUUUCAUUGGAAGACAGCGAUAACUCAGCGCAGUUUUAAUUCUCACUCCGCAACCUCCAGUCACCUUCACAAAAGUGCGUGGAAAUGACGACCUUCAACAGAGGCCCGAGCUUCGGUUACUCCGCGGAGGUCAAAAAUAAGAUUGCAUCAAAGUACGAUGUUCAAAAAGAGGAAGAGCUCCGGAGCUGGAUCGAGGAAAUGACCGGAGAGACCAUUGGCCCUGACUUCCAAAAAGGCCUGAAAAAUGGCGUCAUUCUGUGCAGUCUCAUGAACACACUGGAGAAAGGCUCCGUGCCAAAGGUCCACAAAACCGCUCUGAACUGGCAUCAGCUGGAGAAUAUCGGGAACUUCAUCAAGGCGGCUAAAGAGUACGGCCUGAAGCCUCACGAUGUCUUCGAAGCCAAUGACCUGUUCGAGAACGGCAACAUGACCCAGGUCCAGAUAUCCCUGCUUGCCCUUGCUAGCAUGGCCAAGACUAAAGGGAAUCAAUCCACGGUGGACAUCGGGGUCAAAUAUGCCGACAAGCAGAAACGGAAUUUUGACGAGGAGAAGCUGAAGGCUGGAAACUGUGUCAUUGGUUUGCAGAUGGGGACAAACAGAUGUGCCAGUCAGGCUGGCAUGAAUGCAUACGGAACAAGGAGACAUUUGUACGACCCUAAAGCACACAUCCAGGCACCGAUGGACAACACAACCAUCAGUCUGCAAAUGGGAACAAACAAGGGCGCAAGUCAGGCUGGAAUGACUGCACCAGGGACAAGGCGUCGCAUCUACGACGAGAAGAUGGGCACGGACAAGUGUGACAACAGCACCAUGUCCCUACAAAUGGGCUACAGCCAGGGGGCGAACCAGAGCGGCCAGAUCUUCGGCCUUGGCCGGCAGAUUUACGACGCUAAAUACUGUUCCAAAGGCGGGGAGGUUCCGGAUAAUCUGAAUGGAGCGGGCGGAGCACAGGACUAUGUCCCAGAUUACCAGGAUGAAGGUUACCAGGGUUACCAUGAGGAGGAGCAAGUGUACCACGAAGACGGGACAGAUUAUUAAAUUGGAGGAGGAACUGAAUGUGCGUGGAGACCUCAAUGUGCUUUAGGGUAAUGGGACCUGGUAGUGACACGUUUCUUGUUUGUUCAAACAGCUAAAAGGUAUUUGUACAAUUCGCUUGAUCAUUUGAAUAGUUGCUUAUGAUCUACUUUUUCUACAUACAUUUCAUAGAUAUGAAAUGGGACUAUUUCAGUAAAAAAAACAUCUGAAAAUGAAUCAAAUUAAAAUUUUAAAUCUUCCAAAUUAUUCAACAUCAUCUUCUAAAAUAAUCCAUGUUUACUCUGUUUCAUACAAGCUACAUGUGGAUACCAGGAUCGAUAGUUUUAGUUAAUAUUCCUCGGAUGAUGCACCUUUUCCGGUCUUGUCCUUUUUACUAUGAGUAUGAGUUGUUUUCCUAUUUUUCCUAAAGUAAUGUUACACAUAUCAUGGUGAACUGUAUAUCUGUGAUUAUAUUGUUCUUAUUUUGUCCAAGGAGUUUCUGUAACAUGCCAAACAAUCGCUCUCUUCGUGCUAUGCUGUUACACAGAGAGGAAGAAGCGGGGGGCAGAGGGGGCUGUAAAAGGUCACGGGAAUGCAGUCAAACAAAAUGUUUGCUCACCACCUGUGUGAUUAUUAGAAUGUACAUGUGUCUGUCAGUCCUUCAGUAUUUUACAUGGACCAGUUACAGUCAACUAUUUAGGUCCUUUUGACCAAUGAGGGAAGAAAUGGAAGAAAGAAAUGGGUAUUAGUGACUAUUCCGAUGUAAUCCAGUAGGGAAAAUGGAAUCGACUGGAGAUCGUUUUUAACAUUCCAUUCAAGAAUACUGGAUUUUCUUUCUUAAUCAAGUGAAUCAUUCCUCAACAUUGUUGACGCGACGGAAUAUUAUUUAUGCUCAUUUGUGAUUUGAGUGAGGACUGUUUUUCUACAAUGACUUUAAAUAAACAUUUAGUAAGAAACUGCU